This is a messenger RNA of Coffea eugenioides, 2442 nucleotides long. RefSeq names its product protein MAIN-LIKE 2. The record is from RefSeq and is a predicted model, not a curated record. Bases 177 to 2054 code for a protein of 625 amino acids. NCBI's taxonomy places the organism in Eukaryota, Viridiplantae, Streptophyta, Magnoliopsida, Gentianales, Rubiaceae. The transcript has 7 exons. Gene Ontology annotation, biological process: meristem development; meristem maintenance.
UCUUUCAUAUUUACUAUUCAUUUUUUCUAUUCUCUUUUUUUUCCCUCUAAAUUUAAUAUUUUUUUCCAUAAACAAAAUUAUCUGGCUUCUUUCGGUUUCCAGUUUUGCCCUUCGCCGCCGCUCCCCAAUUCGCCGGCACCGGAAUCUGCACGCCACCGAUGUAACUGGAAGCAGAAAUGGAUAUGCAUUCAAGCAACCCUGGUCCAAUUGAUGAUUCUGUCCUUUAUGAUCAAGAUAAGCAUGUCUCAGCUGCUGUUUGGGAGGGGCAGGAACGAGGUGCACUUAGGUGCCAUGAACACACCUCAAAGCUGGAUCGCUGGGUUCUUACUGAUAAGCAAAUUGAAUUGGUAAAGAAGGCUGGAUUUGGUUUCUUGAGAUUGAUACCUGCUAUUAGUUUGGAUAACCCACUUAUCUCUGCGUUGGUUGAGAGAUGGAGAAGAGAAACAAACACAUUCCAUUUCACUGUAGGAGAGAUGACAGUGACUCUGGAAGAUGUCGCAUAUUUGCUGGGGCUACCAAUUGAUGGUGAACCAGUUAUAGGUGUUACAUAUACCACAUGUGAUGCAGUAUGUGUCAAAUAUUUAGGAAAAGGACCAGGUUCUGGGUACACGAGUGGUGGAAUGGUGAAACUUAGCUGGUUGAAAGAGAGCUUCUCUCAUUGUCCCGAGGAUGCUUCAGAUGAAGAUGUUGAGUGUUACACCCGUGCCUAUCUUCUUUAUCUUGUUGGUAGCACAAUAUUUUCAACAACCACUGGUAACAAAGUCCCUGUGAUGUACCUUCCGUUGUUUGAAGACUUUGAAGAAGCAGGGAAAUAUGCAUGGGGUGCAGCAGCAUUAUCUUUUUUGUAUAGAGCGCUUGGUAAUGCCUCAUUGAAAUCUCAGAGCACAAUUAGUGGUUGCUUAACUCUGCUACAGUGCUGGAGCUACUAUCAUCUUAAUGUUGGUAGACCUCGACUUAAGCAUGAUCCAAUCCAUGAAUGUUUUCCAUUUGUGCUCCGUUGGAAAGGUAAACAAAGUGGUCCAACAUCAAAUCGUGAUGUAGCCUUCUACCGUAAAGCAUUGGACUCCCUCAAGGCAUCUGACGUAAAUUGGUCUCCUUAUACAAAUAUUGGUCAUACUGUUAUACCAGUAAAUAUUAUAAAUAGUCUCAUUCUUGGGAGAUCAAAGACAAUGUUGAUAUGCUUUGACAAAGCAGAGAGACACCUUCCAGACCGUUGCCUGAGGCAGUUUGACAUGACUCAAACAAUCCCAGAAGAUGUACAAAAGUGGGAGAGGAAGAGCCGUGGAGUAGAUGGCGGGGUAGACCUCUCUUUGAAAAUGGAAUCAGAGCUCAAUGAAUGGUCAUAUCGCCGUCUCCAUAUUGUUGAGGCUGAAGAAGAUGUCGAGGAAAGUGAAUACAUGCACUGGUAUUUGAGAAUAACACGCAAGUUGGUUGGUAGGCCCAUACCGAUCUCAUCGGAGUUUCAGAGAAUGAAUGCAGCACUGAGGGACAUUGCCCAUGUGGCAGAUACUCUUUCCACGCAUGGGAUGGAUGACCAACAGAUACAGGCAGUGUCAAGAAUCAGGUAUGUUGCACAUGAGUGCUUGAGGGACCAGUUUGGGGUUUCAUUGGUGGUGGCCUCCGUGCCAAAUGAAGUUGGGAAAAGGACAAGAGGGAAGGAGAAGGUAAGGAGGAAGGGCAUGGGAAAACGGAGAAAAAAAGAAGACACAGAUCAUCAUAGUUUGUACCGCUUGAAUCCCAUGGCCAGUCAACUAGUUUCAUAUCCUGCAGAAAAUGAGCUUGAUCAUGCGCUGCAGUGUCUUCCUCCAAGUGAGACAGAGAAUGUACGGGCAUCUCUUAUGGUUCACAAAGUUGAUGAAGUAGAGGUUUGUGAUGAUUCUAAUGAGGUUGAUGAUUUGCACUUCCGCCAUACAGCUGAAGAAGAUGAUGAUGAUCAACCUUCACAGGGAGCAAGUGAAAGUGCUGCAGAGUUGCCUUGUACAGCUACUGAGGUUGUUCAACAACCCUCUCUGGAAAGCACUGAGGAUGUUGCUCGGCAAGUGGAGGCACAUUAAUCUGUGUGUCUUUUAGUGUUGACUACAAGAGGCAUUGUUCGAUGAUCAUCUGCCAUGAUGAAUUGCUCUUUCGUGGAGCCUCGAAAUCUUUUAAGCCUCCAAAUAUCUUGUUAUGUCAGGCUGUCGCUGAUUAGUUAGGUAGACCGUAAUAGUUUCUUCUGUUUACCUGUAGCCUUUCUGGCAGUAAUUUAACACAGAAAGGAAUGUGAUUGUAAUUCAUUUUGACUUGUCAUGUUUUAUAUUUAAAUGAUUAGGUAUAUUCUUAGUGAUUAAGGAAUUUUGGUAGCUAUUUCUGGCCUUUAAUUCAUCAAUCCCCAGAAGUGGUUUGAUGGCAUUGCUAAAUUAUGAUAAACUGUUGUGAUAAACGAUGUGAUCACUUUCAUUGCUU